Messenger RNA from Trichobilharzia regenti, 410 nucleotides. The record is from the annotation of a GenBank genome assembly. NCBI's taxonomy places the organism in Eukaryota, Metazoa, Platyhelminthes, Trematoda, Strigeidida, Schistosomatidae.
AUCGAAGGAACGUGCUUGCGAUGGGUUGGUGGUACAUUGUAACAAUCGUUUCCAUAACAUUUAUUUUUGUCGUCAGUGUAACACUGUGCUUCAUGUUCUGGAGAAACUGGGAAACUGCCCGAAUAUUUCUCGCAGCAGUGCUUCUACUGUGGUCAGCAGAUGUCUGCUUAACAGAAUGCAAAGACAUCACAUCAAAGUGUUCUCCUCUAAUCGACUUCAUUGUUUUGGAAGAUUUAUUAACAAUUAUUUUCUUAUUCAUGAGAAGAAGAUUGAAAAUAAUUGUAACUGUUGUAUCGGCUGUCUUAGCGGUUAUUUUUCCGUUGAUUGGCACAAUUUUUAUAUUUAUACCAUCGCAUCAGGAUGUUUACAGAAUGUUGGCGGCCGGCUCCUUCCACACAUCUAUGUGUUUG